AGGGUCUUCACUUAGCAAUUUGUAUCUCGAAAUUGUCACUUUUUUUUUUUAUUUUACUUUCCCAGAAGCGAACCCUCGAUCUCAAAGGCGAAACCUGAUUCGUAGCUUUUUCCAUGGCGAGGAUUUCGAAUUCCGAUGAGGCUUUCUCGUCUGAGGAGGAAGAGGAGCGGGUUAAGGAAAACGAAGAAGUAGAAGACGAGGAGGAGCUCGAGGCUGUUGCUCGUUCUUCUGGCUCCGACGAUGACGAAGUAGCCCCCGCUGACGAAUCCCCACUCUCCGACGGAGAAGCCGCCCCUAUGGAAGACGAUUACGAGGACGAAGAAGAUGAAGAAAAAGCUGAAAUCAGCAAACGUGAGAAAGCCAGACUUAAGGAGAUGCAGAAGNCUUAA
Camelina sativa (false flax) is the source of this 389-nucleotide messenger RNA. The record is from RefSeq and is a predicted model, not a curated record. Lineage: Eukaryota; Viridiplantae; Streptophyta; Magnoliopsida; Brassicales; Brassicaceae.